AUGACGACACCCGAAGCAGCGAUCGGGACGCAAGCUCGACCUACGACUGUGCUUCUUCUUCGAACGCCCGUACCUCCGUCCGUAGGCACGGAUCCCUAUCACGACAUUUUCGGACCCUUUUGCCUGCCCUCUUUUCCCUUUAGCGCGUUGGAAUCUGGCUCUUCCACACCUCUUCCCGCUGCGCCACUCAAUCCGCACUCGAUCGGAAAGGGAGAAGGCGUGGAGCUGCUGAAGAACGCUUUGCAGGGUAGCGAGACGGGAAGGAGAAGAGGUAGGUGGAUCAGCGAUGAUGAUAGCCUCACCACUACGCACUUGGAAAAGGUGAAUGUGAGGGCGACGAGGAAUGGCACUGCUGCAGGUGCGGCGGCGGAUGGGGAGGAUGAGGAGACGUUGGAGAGGGAAUGGUGCGUCUGCAGUAUCCCCGUCUUGGGUCACAGCCUCAUCGAUACGGACGGCUUGACUAGGAGGGUGCGCAGUGGCCCUCCUCCUCUUCCUCCUCCUCCUCAACCCUCAUCGUCAUCGUCGGCGCCGGACGUGCAGGUGGAUGGAGAUGCUCAGCAAUCAUCGCAGUUAGGAGCGCACGAAAAGUACAGAGGAGUCAUCGUCACUUCUCAGAGAGCAGUGGAUGCUUGGGCUGAAGCUGCAAAGCAGGUAGCGCAGGAAAUGCAACAAGGAAAGCAUGGUGAGUGAAGGAAUGCUUGGCUUUGCUCGACUUUUGUUUACUUGGCCUUCGCACGGUAUGGAGGAAGAGGGGGUGGGCAAGCCGGCGUGCCUUGCUAAGCCAGUGCACAUGCAAGUGUCUGACAUUUGCUUCGUUUCAUGCCUGCAGCUCCAACCACGACUUGGAAUCGAGUUCCCUUCUUCGCUGUAGGGCCCGCGACAGCGUCAGCGCUCAGGCAGCUUGCACCUUCAUUACCACUACCGUUGCGGCCUUCUCUGGUCAUGGGUGGGGGCGCGACAGGUACAGGCGAAGCGCUGGCCAACUACGUGAUACGGCACUUUGGCGGCGAUCCUUUUGCACCUCCCGCUCCCAAUCGAUCCGAAGUGGAAGUCACAUCUCAGCCUCCCAUUCUGGUGCUUGUAGGCGACAAGAACGCGCCUACCAUCCCGGACAAGUUGAGGGGUGCGGCUCUGAAUUACGAGGUGCAGCAAGUGUACGAGACGUGCUUGGAUGAUGACUUUGAGGAGAGGUGUACGGAUCUAGCGAGGACUUUGCCUGCGACCAGCUCUAGACCUGGAUCGAGGAGGCCCAGCAGGUCGAACAGCGGAUCGUUUGGUGGAGGAGGAAGGAGGCCUAGCUGGGCAGCGUCUAUACGCGAAGCGGCAGAUCAGAACGCGGCUCAUCUUCGGGAAGGCAUCGCCUCUGCUCUGGGAUCCAUCGCAAGCGUUGGAAGCAAUCCUCUAUCUGCCAUGACUCCCGUAUCCCAUGCUCACACUCAGGCGGGAGGUACGGGCAGCCCGCUGCAAGCGGCCAAUGCCAUUGCAGACGAGGAGGACGAUGCGUUGCCCGAUGCCCCGCUUCCUCUGGAUACGGAUCUAGGACUGGGCACGGGCCGAGGCACCAAGCCGGAUUGGAUCGUCCUGUUCUCUCCUUCUGGUCUUACCUAUGCCUUGUCAGCUCUGCGGCGCAAGAAGUGGAUUCCGCCCGCCUCUAAUGCGACGACGAAUGAGAAUGGCGGCGGAGGGACGAGCUCGGGGGCGCCAGAGGGCUACCCGCGCAUAGCGUGUUUGGGACCCACAACCAAAAGAGCAGUCAAGGAGACUUUGGGCUUCCAAGCCGAUGCGGUGGCCAGCGCGCCCGAGCCCAUCGAGCUCAAAGAGGCCAUCAAGAAUGCCGAGAUUAGGAUUAGGAGGGAGAGGGAAAAGUUCAAGGAGGCUAGAAUGGCUCAAGAGGCGCAAAGGAGAGAAAGAAGGGAUAAUCCCGAUCCGGACGGUCUCAUCGAGAUGGAUACUAGCUGA
This is a messenger RNA of Ceraceosorus bombacis, 1959 nucleotides long. The record is from the annotation of a GenBank genome assembly. Lineage: Eukaryota; Fungi; Basidiomycota; Exobasidiomycetes; Ceraceosorales; Ceraceosoraceae.